Molecule: messenger RNA, 1159 nt
Organism: Raphanus sativus (radish)
Lineage: Eukaryota; Viridiplantae; Streptophyta; Magnoliopsida; Brassicales; Brassicaceae
Product: F-box protein DOR-like
Exons: 1
Coding region: 203-1045 (280 amino acids)
Molecular function (GO): protein binding
Source: RefSeq, a predicted model, not a curated record
UCAAUUCAUUUUGACAUAUGAUUGAACGCCAAGGACUCGUUAUCAUACCCCAUUGCAGGUGGUCUAAGGAUCAAUCCUUGACAGAGGCAAAUUGUAUAUUUUUAUUUUAAUAUCAUUUAUCUAAGUUUUUGUGCCAAGGAUCCCUCAUGAAUCCCCGUUGGAGGUGGUAGUUAAUCAAAGGAAACUAGGGUUUUAGACCACCAUGAAAGCACGGCGGAGAAAUGUACGGGAGGAUUGGCGCAUCAUCAUCACACGAAGCAUUACCCGAUCCAACCACUCAAUGGAGGAACCUCUCCCAAUUGAUCUCAUCUUCGAAGUACUCUCGAGAUUACCAGCCAAGUCCAUAGCCAUAUCUCGCUGCGUAUCAAAGCUAUGGGCGUCCAUGAUUCUCCGUCCAUGUUUCACAGAGCUAUUCUUGACCCGAUCUUGGGCUCGCCCGCAGGUAUUGCUCGCCUGCCAGGAUCACAAUGACGGGUUGUCGUUCUUUUCAUCACCUCAGCUCCAAAACCCAGACGUAAGCUCUUCUCCUGUAACUGCAAACUAUCACAUGACAUAUCCCUACGACGUUUCCUUCGAAAUUCCUGGCCUUCCCGUCCAUGGCCUUGUAUGUGUUAUAACUAAGCGGGUCGUGAAAAGAAGGAAAGAAACGGUGCAUGUGAUAUGCAAUCCCAGCACUGGAGAAUCUUUGACUUUACCCAAAGUAACGACGCAAAGGGUUGGUGUAAGGAAUUUGUUCGGGUAUGAUCCUAUUGAUAAACAGUUUAAGGUACUGUGCAUGACCUCGGCGGGUUGUACUGGAGAUGGAGUGUUGUAUCGAGAGCAUCAGGUUCUGACAUUAGGAACUGGAAACUUGCUGUGGAGAAAAAUCAAAUGUUGCAUACCACACGCUCCUGCGCCGGAACAAGACAUAUGCAUCAAUGGUGUCUUGUAUUAUCCAGCUAGGAAUAGCACUGCAGAGACUAUGCUAGCUUGCUUUGAUGUUCGGUCUGAGAAGUUCCGCCUGAUUACACGCAUGCAAAAACCGAGCGGGGGUUUGGAACUCUGACAAACUACAAUGGUAAGUUAGGUUUCCUUUCCUCUCAAGGGCAUGGAUCUGUUUCUGAAGGAAGUACAAGUUUGGAGUUGUGGGUUCUUGAAGAUAUCGAAAGAGAAGAAUGGU